Molecule: messenger RNA, 973 nt
Organism: Linum tenue
Lineage: Eukaryota; Viridiplantae; Streptophyta; Magnoliopsida; Malpighiales; Linaceae
Source: the annotation of a GenBank genome assembly
GCUCGAGUGGAAGGAAUCCAAUGAUCAGAGAGAGAGCGCAGAGCAAAACGAGGAGUCGAGAAACCAAAAAAACAAAGAGCAAUAACCCCCGCAACGUCUCUCUCUAUCUCUUUCUCCAUCUUUUCGUUUUCUCCAUCCCUAGUAGCAAUGCAGAGGCAGUCACUAGGCUCUCCCGCCUCCAAGCUCCACUUCCAUGGCGGAUCCCUUCCCAAACACGACGACGACGCUGAGGGUUCCGCCCUCUCUCCUCAUUCUUCACUGCUCCUCGAUUGCGACGACCGGCGCCUCAAAACAGCCAAGAGUUCUCGCCGCCUCUCCUCUUCCGCUUCGUCUUCAUCAUCAUCCUCGCCGCUGCAGCCGACUCCGACUCCGGAGAAGCUCGUCCACCUGAUUCCGGUCAUCCUCCUCUUCUGCUUCCUCGUCCUCUAUCUCGUCUCUCACAAUCCCUCCCAAUCAAAUUCGCCGGAUUUUAUCCGCUUGAAGCACGCAGCUUCGAUCGAGAUUGAUUCUGCCGUCACCGACAGCGAGCUGGGCGAGCUGAAAGCCGGGGAGGUCAUCAUGCCGAUUCGAAGCUUCAGGAACUUGCAGGAGACGGCGGGCAGAGACAGGCGCAGAAUGUCCAGCUCACACCACCGGAAGUUCGCCGGUCUUUGAAAAAACGGAACUCCGCGCCGUCCGCAGCCACGAUAAGUUAAAAACUUAAUUUUCGUUCUCGUCCACCGACAGCUCCCCUCUUGCAUUGUAAAUCCGCAAAUUUAAUUUUAAUUAGUCGGUUAUGGAAUGUGGAUUAACUUUUCUGUUUGAUGUGAGCCUCUUUUGGCUUGUGCGUGACUCGUCUGGUUGCGAUUGGGUAUGCAAACUUUUGGGGCAUUGAUUGACUUUGAUAUGUGGGAUUAGUUUUGCCAGAUUAGAGAAAGCAACGUGAUUAAGGAAGCAUUUAAUUACGAUCUUAAUCUGUGGGUGCUCCUGUGUG